Molecule: messenger RNA, 1110 nt
Organism: Liolophura sinensis
Lineage: Eukaryota; Metazoa; Mollusca; Polyplacophora; Chitonida; Chitonidae
Product: muscarinic acetylcholine receptor M4-like
Exons: 2
Coding region: 1-1110 (369 amino acids)
Biological process (GO): adenylate cyclase-activating adrenergic receptor signaling pathway; positive regulation of MAPK cascade
Cellular component (GO): plasma membrane
Molecular function (GO): G protein-coupled receptor activity
Source: RefSeq, a predicted model, not a curated record
AUGGAGAAUCAGACAGCGAAUAAUACUAACGUUACGGGAGAUGUGACAGAACAGCAGGGCUUACCAGCCGACAAAAUCAUCAUCUGCGUCGUCUUUUACAUCAUCGUUAUUGUUACCAUCGUCGGCAACGUCCUGGUGCUGAUGGCCAUCAAGGCAGAGAAGCGGCUACAAACCCUGUUCAGCUAUUACAUCAUCAACCUCGCGGUGACAGACAUCGCUGUGGCGGUGACUGCCAUGUCGUUUUACACCCUGGACGUCACCCUGGGGUACUGGCCGUUCGGGGAAAUCAUGUGUGCCAUCUGGAUCUUCUGUGACUACGGCAUGACGUUCGCGUCCGUGUUCACCCUCAUCGCUAUCUCUCUGGACCGCUUCUGGUCUGUGACAUGGAGUCUUCAUUACCGGACUCACCACACUCGCAAAAAGUGCCUUAUAAUCAUCGGUGCGAUAUGGUUGUUUAUGUUGGUCCUUUGGCUGCCGCCGUGUGUGGUGGACCGGAUACGGCACAGAAAACCUGGGGUGUGUAUCUGGGAGCCGUCCCUCAACAGGGAAUUCGUCAUCGUGAUCGCCGUGGUAGGCCACCACGGAGCCUUCCUCGUGCUCAUGUUCUGCUACAUCCGGGUGCUGCUGUUCAUGCGCAGGAGAAGGGUCAACGUCAUCGAGAAGCAGAAGGUUGUAAAUCCAGACGGCGUCACUCUGGCUAAUAAGCAAUUGUCAGUUAUAGACGUUGGUGAAAGUUUUAUGAGGACUGGACCAGCCAAUGAGAGAAGAACGGAGGUUUCCACUGGACGAAUACAAGUUCAUCCAGAACAACUUGAUGUAAUUGUCGGGACAUCAGAAAGGUCGAAAUCUUCGCAUAAUUCCAGAGACAGGAAAGUCUUUGUGACUCUGACGUAUAUCAUCGCAGGAUAUGUGAUUUGCUGGUUGCCGUUUCAUAUUGUGUUUGAUGUUAGCUGUGUUUCUCCGGAUUUGGUUCCUAAGGAGAUCUACACGAUGACGUUUUGGAUGACUUACCUGAACUCUACUCUAAACCCUUUCCUGUACAAUUUCAGCAGCAAGGAACUUAGACAUGCCUGUUUGAAAGUAUUAUCGGGUAGAUGCCGGACACCUUGA